UUUGUAAACAUUUGUAAAUUGUACUGAAAUAACUCGCUAUUCCAACAAUUCAAGAUGCCAAUCGUCCGAUCAGAGAAAACCUACAAGGAUGUUUACUCAUACAAGGACAGAGUACCGUCAGAAAACCACACUGGCACCAACAAAUUUGCAGGAAAGUGGCUCGAAAAUGACGUGCAAGAGUUAACAAUGAAUGAAGGAAAGUCCGCAUUUCAUCAUGAACACGGCCAACUGAUCAACAACUCAUACAAAGUUCUCCAGAGGUUUGCCAUGCUUUACGAAAGCCAGGAAUUCUGUGAUAUUCAACUUAUCGUUGGGCAACAGGUGCAUUUUGCACAUAAGCUCAUCCUGUGUCAAUCUAGCAAAGUAUUUCUCGUGAUGCUCAGAAGCCCCAUGUGGCCUGAGUCUCAGGGGAAUCAAGUUCUCUUGAAAGAGGAGCCAGAAUGCUGCCAGGUAUUUGGCCAGUUUCUCAGGUAUCUCUACACAGGUGUGAUUCAACUGACUCAUGAUAACGUCCUGCCGUUACUCAUUCUGGGCGACAAGUACUUCAUCGCUGAUCUGUCGCAGAUUUGUGUCAAUUAUAUGUGUGAACAUAUCGUGUCGGACAUAAACCAUAACAGAGCCGUUUCGUGGUAUCGUUAUGCGGUGUUGAAAGAGGAUAAAAGGCUCGCCGGAACAUGUAAGGAUUUCAUUACUUGGAACUUUCACAAAGUUCUCUCAACUGUGCAGUACCUACAAAUGGAAGCAGACGAACUGAUCCAAUUUCUUCGAUCUUCUGAAUUGGUGAUCCCAGAUGAAUACACGUUGUUCUCUUGUAUCAAGAACUGGAUUUUUCAGAGACAGCAUUUAGAUUGCGUCAAAUAUACUAACACUGCAUUGGAUAUCAUGUCAUGGAUCAGAUUUCCAAUGAUUCAAUCGAAUCAAUUGGUCAGUAUGCAAUCUGAUCCCAUCGUCGCGAUCCAUGAGGAAUUCUUCAUGGAAAAGAUAAGCAAUGCACUCAAUUAUCAUUCAUAUCCGAAAGAAAUCCGCAACCAUAUGGACUUGCCCUCAAAUCUAUUCUGUCCCGACGCUUUCAAACCGCGUAACUACACCAAUGAUUUCUGGGGCACUACCUUUUAUGUUGAACAUUUUCACUCUUUACAAAACUACUCGGUGCAGACUCUGAUGUUUUUUACCCCUGUGAGUGGCUCGGAGACCGAUGAAGAGACAACAUGGGAAUGGGCUGUUGACGUGUAUCCAAAGGGGGUACUGUUUCCCAAGUGUCUCAUGAUAGGCUGGACACAGAAUUACGAAAUUGAGGGUGCUGCCUACGAUACCGUACGCCUUGCCAUCAUGUCAAAAUCGACAGAACACAGAGCCGUCGAAAUUGUCCUGUUGGUCACCGGCGUCCAGGACAAUAUUGAAUUCACGAAAAAUGUCGUCAAGAAGAGAAUGGUCUUCGAUGAGGAUGAUAACGUGUAUAAUGUAAACGAUAUUGUACCAUACGUUGAAUUAAAUGACUGUCGGAGCUCAUACCUGUCUGGUGUCGACGGAGACGUGUUCAAGAUUACACUCAUAAUCAAACCAUGUUGUGAAUAAGACCGGGCUAGGUCGUUUUAAACUUGAAUGAUGCCGACUGAUACAAUGAGAGUAUUGUCAUUUUAGGUUUUAUUGUAACAUGUAUCAUGCAUGUGAAACUGUGCAGGUACAUGUAAUUUUCAUUAGAACUUAGAAAGGCCCCUUCAGAUGCCUGGAUAGGUCAUUUUAAACUUGAAUGAUGCUGACUGAUACAAUGAGAGUAUUGUCAUUUUAGGUUUUAUUGUAACAUGUAUCAGGCAUGUGAAACUGUGCAGGUACAUGUAAUUUUCAUUAGAACUUAGAAAAGGCACCUUCAGAUGCCUGGAUAGGUCAUUUUAAACUUGAAUGAUGCUGACUGAUACAAUGAGAGUAUUGUCAUUUUAGGUUUUAUUGUAACAUGUAUCAGGCAUGUGAAACUGUGCAGGUACAUGUAAUUUUCAUUAGAACUUAGAAAAGGCCCCUUCAGAUGCUUGGAUAGGUCAUUUUAAACUUGAAUGAUGCUGACUGAUACAAUGAGAGUAUUGUCAUUUUAGGUUUUAUUGUAACAUGUAUCAUGCAUGUGAAACUGUGCAGGUACAUGUAAUUUUCAUUCGAACUUAGAAAGGCCCCUUCAGAUGCCUGGAUAGGUCAUUUUAAACUUGAAUGAUGCUGACUGAUACAAGAGAGUAUCGUCAUUUUAGGUUUUAUUGUAACAUGUAUCAUGCAUGUGAAACUGUGCAGGUACAUGUAGUUUUCAUUAGAACUUAGAAAGGCCCCUUCAAAUGCUUGGAUAGGUCAUUUUAAACUUGAAUGAUGCUGACUGAUACAAUGAGAGUAUUGUCAUUUUAGGUUUUAUUGUAACAUGUAUCAGGCAUGUGAAACUGUGCAGGUACAUGUAAUUUUCAUUAGAACUUAGAAAAGGCCCCUUCAGAUGCUUGGAUAGGUCAUUUUAAACUUGAAUGAUGCUGACUGAUACAAUGAGAGUAUUGUCAUUUUAGGUUUUAUUGUAACAUGUAUCAGGCAUGUAGAACUGUGCAGGUAUAUGUAGUUUUCAUUAGAACUUAGAAAAGGCACCUUCAAACAUGUGCCAAACUUAGCCCAGUGACGUUCUGAUGGGAACGCAUAACAAAGCAUCCUUGACUGUUUCACGAAGAGAGAUUUCCUGAUGUUUGAAUAUAAUUUCCAGUUUAAAAACUCUAUUUUUUAAAAAAGGUUAAAGGGAACUGAAACCGCCAAGCCAGUUCCAGUUCCCUUUAAUCACUAAUAGAAGGCUACAAAAGGAUUUCUAUCUAAAUACAUGUACAUGUUACUGCUGAAGUAUGAACUUUUAAUUUUCGAGCUUUUAUAAGUUCAUGUGGGCUGGUUGAUGCUCCCAUGAGUGUGAUGAUAAAAUUAUGCAAUUCUCAUCCAUUUUAUUGAGAUCUGAGUGCGGUUUUCUUUCAUACAAAUCAUAGAAGUAUAGUACUAGAACCGAGGUUGAUCUGCCGACUUAAAGGUGAUGUACGUCUGUACUUCACCAAAUAAGGGCGAACGUCUCAGGGGUUUGUGUGCGGGGCCCGAGAAGCGAACAUUAACCCCUGAUUUCCUCAGGAUGAUUGAAGAAAGUAUUCAGUAAAUUAUAUUUGAUCACUUUGGUCUUUCAAGUAUUUCAACUGGUUAAAGAUAUUGUAAAUAAUACAUGUACCAGGCUAAUUAGAGAACAAUACCAAUAUAGGCUAAUUAGAGAAGUGAUUCGACCAGAGCACUAUUUACUACGUCAUGUGCAUGUAUGUGUGUUCCGUUUUUUAUACAUGCACAUGUAAUGCAUGUGCGCGUAUGAACGUGUAAUGCAUGUGCGUGCAUGCACAUGUAAUGCAUGAGUACGCAUGCACACGUAACGCAUGUGCACGCAUGCCAGUUAGAAAAGCCAAUGGCACGUCUUGUAAACCAUGAUGACUAUCUUUACUCAAUUUCUUGAUCUGUGAUUGCAUGCAUUUGGUUUUAUUGACUGUUUUUUCCGGCCAUGUCUUGUGCCAUUAUUAGUUUUAGAUAUUUGCUGGGUGAAAAGGUUACAGAUGGGUCGGUCCAUUAUUUGUGUUUCUUGUCAAUUUUUGUAAACAUAAGAUUGUUGAUAUAAAUAGAAUGCAUCCAGCUUUUUAGAUGCGCUAUUUUGACAUUUUUAAUUAACUUGUCGCUCACAAAUUGAAUAUUUAUAAGAAAUUAUUUUCGAAACAAGUCAUACUUUCAUGUACCGGUAAACUUACAUGUAAAACACUAUUAAAGCCAUUUAGCGGUAUACUUGUAGCUGUUUUCGUCACUGACAUAUGUUAACUCUGACAGAACU
This is a messenger RNA of Lineus longissimus, 3856 nucleotides long. RefSeq names its product BTB/POZ domain-containing protein 17-like. The record is from RefSeq and is a predicted model, not a curated record. Gene Ontology annotation, molecular function: protein binding. The transcript is spliced from 2 exons. NCBI's taxonomy places the organism in Eukaryota, Metazoa, Nemertea, Pilidiophora, Heteronemertea, Lineidae. The coding region runs from base 55 to 1575 and encodes 506 amino acids.